AAGUAAAAUUGACUUUCUUUUUCAUUUAAUGAUUAACUUUUGUUCAGUGAACAUCACAAUAUAAUAUAUAUAAAAUGUCAACAAUUAAAUAUAAUGUAACGAAUUUAAAUAGAUUCAUGAGUCUUCCAUUGCGAGAUGAACAAGUACAAGUAACUUAUGUUUGGGUCGAUGGAACUGGUCAAUCUUUACGAUCGAAAUCUCGAACAUUUUCAUCCAUCCCAAAUUCACCGAAAGAUUGUCCUGAAUGGAAUUUCUGUGGAAGUGCAACAGGUUUCAACGAAGGUAAUGUUGCAACUUUACGAUUAAUUCCUUGUGCUUUGUACAAUGACCCCUUUCGAAAUGGUAACGCUAAAUUGGUUCUAUGUGAUGUUUAUGAACAAGAUGGUUCACCAGUGGCAGCAAAUAAUAGAUUUGAUUGUGAGAAAUUAAUGGGUCAAGUUAAUUGUGACCAAGACCCUUGGUUUGGUAUUGAACAAGAGUUUACCUUGUUUGAUGGGGCCACUGAUCGUCCACUUGGAUGGCCUUCAAAUGGUUACCCUAGUCCACAAGGUCCUUAUUAUUGUGGUGUUGGCGCUGGAAAAGCAAUUGGUCGGGAUAUAAGUGAAGCCCAUUAUCGUGCUUGUCUUUACGCUGGUAUACCGAUAGCGGGUACAAAUGCUGAGGUUAUGCCUGCUCAGUGGGAAUUUCAGAUUGGUCCUUGUAAAUCGAUCGCAAUUGGUGACGAUCUUUGGAUGGCUCGAUACAUUUUGGUCCAAAUCGGUGAAGAGUUUGGUGUUAAAAUUUGCUUCGAUCCAAAGCCAAUUACUGGUGAUUGGAAUGGUGCUGGAGCUCAUAUUAAUUUCUCAACCAAAGAUACACGGUCAAAAGAAAAUGGAUUAGAUACAAUUAAGAAAUACAUAGAACGUUUAAGGAACCAUCAUAAAGAAUCAAUUGUGAUUUAUGAUCCAUGUGAGGGUAAAGAUAAUUGUCGUCGAUUAACAGGUAAACAUGAUACUUCCAAUAUAAAUGAAUUUUCUUCUGGAAUUGGUGAUCGAGGAGCUUCAAUUCGUAUACCCGAGACUGUGGUCAAUGAAGGGUGUGGUUACCUUGAAGAUCGUCGACCAGCAAGUAAUUGUGAUCCUUAUUUGGUGGCUAAAAGUUUGAUCCAAUUCUGUCUUAUACUUGAUAAUAGUAACAAUGAAUAAACAUUAGAAAAUGUUUACUCAUGAACAUUUAAACUCUGAAAAACAAAGUGAUUAAUACUAAUCAAUAACAGUAACAUUCAACUGUCAUUGUAAUAGUUACAUAAAUGAUACAAGUAAAAUGUUGUUCACUUA
This is a messenger RNA of Panonychus citri (citrus red mite), 1316 nucleotides long. Its product is annotated as glutamine synthetase 2 cytoplasmic-like. Bases 75 to 1184 code for a protein of 369 amino acids. Gene Ontology annotation, molecular function: glutamine synthetase activity. NCBI's taxonomy places the organism in Eukaryota, Metazoa, Arthropoda, Arachnida, Trombidiformes, Tetranychidae. Gene Ontology annotation, cellular component: cytoplasm. The transcript has 2 exons. The record is from RefSeq and is a predicted model, not a curated record.